This is a messenger RNA of Mercenaria mercenaria, 982 nucleotides long. RefSeq lists its product as uncharacterized. The record is from RefSeq and is a predicted model, not a curated record. NCBI's taxonomy places the organism in Eukaryota, Metazoa, Mollusca, Bivalvia, Venerida, Veneridae. Bases 170 to 907 code for a protein of 245 amino acids. The transcript is spliced from 6 exons.
AGCAGUAAAUGUCCAAAGUAAAUUAGAUUGUUUGAGGUUUCAGUAUUACACAUGUUUCUUUGUUUAGAAAUGAUUGAUAAAGACAUGGUUUAUAAGUCGUGCUGGACUUUGCGUAUAAUGAAGAAAAUAUUACCUUCUAAAACAUAAUCCGAACUUAAGACAGGACAGUAUGUUUUGUUGCCAUGGUUAUUUGAUGCUCGUACUGAUUAUACUCCAAAGCUGGACGGAGCUAGUUCAUAAUCAUCGAGUUCACACCCGUACUGGUUUACAACAUGGAAUUAUUUGUAAUAGGAGAUGUCCAGGGUACAUAGCAUGCGUCCUCAGAGGCUCAGUACAGAGAUGCAAUCUACAAGAAAGAAGCCUAAUUCAACAUUCAGACUGGAUAGACGGACAGUUUAUUUAUCGAAGAGAAAGGUUAUCGGAUAGAGGAUUUUCCGAUAACACCCAUGUAAUAGUACCCCGUCAAAAUAGCUUACCACGUAUACAGCGUUUACAAUCCGGUACAUCAACAUUAAACGAGCAUCAUCAGCAACAUGCAGAAAGACAAAGACAACAGCGACUACGAAACAACAGCCGAAUCGGAAAUGCAAUUAAUCAUGUGCUCCGAAAUGAACUUGGAAGAUCGCGGGACUUGCAAUUGCUUCAGAAUUCUACGAAUCCUGAAAUACAAAAUUUUACAUCUAUUGGGUGGAGAAACUCAAGAGACAGGACCACAAGCAGCAUUCAAAUUGAACAAAAGGAUAGUCGUACUAGUUUUACAGUAGUACAAACGACACCUUCAGUACUUCGUGCAUCUGAAGGCGGUGGUAACAGCUGUAACCCAUGUGACGGCAAUUCGGAAUGUCCUGACGGCAAUUAUUGUUAUUUCUCUUCAUCGUGUGCCAUUCGAAUAUGUCAACCUCUUUGAUAUUCAUGAUCGAUGUAAUGUGUAUUUUGUGUCAUAUGAAUUCCAAAUAAAUUAUAGAAUAAAUGAAACAGGUGU